Messenger RNA from Blastomyces dermatitidis ER-3, 519 nucleotides. RefSeq lists its product as uncharacterized. Bases 1 to 510 code for a protein of 169 amino acids. Lineage: Eukaryota; Fungi; Ascomycota; Eurotiomycetes; Onygenales; Ajellomycetaceae. The record is from RefSeq and is a predicted model, not a curated record. The transcript is spliced from 3 exons.
AUGCCUUUUCCCUGCCAUCAGGGCCUUUGGUCCGUCGGGCCUAACGAGAGCAAAAGGCGGGGGGUUGUUCUCCGUGGAGCGGGAGUUGCGCCAAACCAAAAAUCCCCAUGCACUCUAUCUAUGUGGGCUGCGGAUAUUAGUUACUGUACAUCUGGAGAGUUGAAUAUGCCAGUACUUGACGAUGCACAUGAACGAGAAAAGCUUGAAGCCUGUUCGGGUACAUGCAUCCAGCCGUUUCAGGAAUAUGAUGCGAGUCAUGGAGCGUGGACUGGGGAAAUGUCCAAGGUUUCUGUUCGGAGUACAGGCCGUCUAUCAGCUCCAAAGGAUCAAACGCUAAAACUGGUGGACGACCAAGGGUUAAGCGGCAGAUGCAAGGAAUCGAAGGUAGCGGCGUCCAACGAUCGACAAGCGGAUAAAAGCAACUGCAUAACUACCCUCUGGGCUAUGUGGAAAAUGAGUUGCGCAGGAGGGCUCCAAAUGAACUAUGGGGUAAAUUCACUGGAUGUUUAACAAUAGUAU